AUGCGGCGGUACAAGCCUAUGACGAUGAGGCUGUUCUGCUUGGUUGCGGUGUUAUCGGUCGUGGUGAUGUCGGUGGUGACAGGUGAUAAGGUGGAGGCGAGGAGCGUUUCGCGCGGGGUGAGGGGGGAGGAGGGCAAGCCGCGCGAUCUGUUCGAUCAGAUGCUUCACUCGUUGGCGAGCAAGUAUUUUCCUGGCUAUCGUGGCGCGCUUGGUGGGGAUAGCUUUUCCAGUUCAGGUGCACCGCUGCAGUGGAGCGUACAUCCACUUCCGAGGAAGCGACAGCUGAAUCUCAGCCCCUCGUCGUCGGCUGAAGACGAUAAUACUCCGUCUUCGGCUUCUUCUCUGUCCGGUUUGCUGGGCGGAGGCGGAGGAGGAGGAGGAAAUGCGAUCCCAGCAUCGGUCCUUGCUGCUGCUGCUGUCAACACUCCUUCUGCCAGUGCAAGCGGUAGUGCGACACAACCGAGUGCCACGGCUGGGAGCAACUCGGAUCGCUCUUCUGCUUCCGCUGCCCCUUCAGCUUCGGCGAGCAACUCCUCCCCAUCUACCUCUCCUCCCGCGAGCUCCGCCGCCGCUCCAUCGUCCGCUGUACCGCUGUCGAAGCUCAUCACAGCCAGCUCCUCGUCUCCCAGUUCUUCGACCAACACGGCGUCGAGGACAUCUACUACCGCCACGCCUACGCCCACCUCGACCUCGGACUCUUCCAAGUCCCCCUGGCUGCUCUCGCCGAAGCACAAGAUGUUCCCGCUCGUCGUCGCCGGCCUGGCGGCGGCGGGCCUUCUUGCGCUCAUGCUGCUCAUUGCGAUCGCACGCUGCAUCGCACACGACCAGCUGCGCCGUGACAACCUGCGCAAGAGCUAUGCAUUCGACGACGGUGCCCCCGCCAAACGCGGCAGCGGAGACCGGUUCACGUCGGGACCUCCUGGUAUGGCGGCAGCGCGCUCGCUCCGUCGGGCCAUGACAAAGAAGAAACAGCUGGGCAGCUUCGCGCGGCGAACACAGGACGGCAGCGUGCUCAUCGAGGUGGGCGACGAGGUGUUUGCUGUCCCCGCGCACCUUGCCGACAGCUACCGCGAAAAGAUCCUGCGCGAGAAGCGCUCGGCGUCGGACCUGACUGCCGUGUCCGAAGGCGGGUUGUUUGGAAACGUCAAGCCGAAGUACUUGAAUGACGGUGGGCCGGAUGGUGGGGAUGAAGAGCAAGCGCGAGCCGCGUAUGAUAACAUGCUCGAGGGUGGGGCGGGCGUGAGACGGUCGCUGAGCCAGAGGCUGGGUGACCGGCUGCGGUCGCUCACCACUGCCACGCCUGCUCCGCUAGCGGCGGUGCAGGAGAGACCAAUGGCCGAGAGAAACGCCUUCUCCUUCCACAGCCAGCACCAACAGAACGGCGCGAUUCGACAGAGCAAUCUGGCCGCACGCGCUCCCGUCGUCACCACUGGUGGCGCCGGCUGGGCAAUCCAGCAACGACAGGCCUCGCUCACCGCACCGCCUCCUCUGGCUCAACCUAAACCCUCCACACGCCGGGAAACGACCGAGCAAACGACACACGGCACAGCGAGAGUGUACGAACGCACGUCGGCGCCACCUCGACGACCGCCGCUGCAAGCGCCUGCCAAAACGCAGCCGCGCAAAGCCGCGCCCAAGCUCGAGCUCUCGCUGCUGGCCGAGAAGCUGGCCGACCUGGAGAAGCAGUCGCACGCCUCGUCCUCGCCGUCUUCGGCGCGAAGCAAGCUUCCGGUCGAAGCAAGGCUGACGCGCCUCCCGAGCUCGGGUGCGGGCACGUUCGGCGGGAGCCACACAAGCGUGUCGGACGCGUCGGAGCUCAGCGUCCCCGGCGCCUUCCCGCAACGCACCAAGUCGCUCCACAGGACCAAGUCGGUCAAGCCGCUCCUCCUCACCCCUACCGCCGACGUGGGCAGCUACCGCCACCGCCCGGCUGCUGCGCGCGCAAAGACCCAGCUCCAGCCCCGCUCCGCACUCGAGCGCAAACACAGCUCCGUCGCCCUCGCCUCGCCAACAAGGUUCACAGGGGACAACACCGCGCCCCGCGUUGUCGUCCACCCCGAAAGACCUCAGCCCGCCGCUACCCUCAGACCGCUCCCCGUUCCACCGCCGUUCACCUUGCCCAAGUGA
Molecule: messenger RNA, 2127 nt
Organism: Sporisorium graminicola
Lineage: Eukaryota; Fungi; Basidiomycota; Ustilaginomycetes; Ustilaginales; Ustilaginaceae
Exons: 1
Coding region: 1-2127 (708 amino acids)
Source: RefSeq, a predicted model, not a curated record